GUGAUUUAUUUAAAUUCAUUCCUGUUUUUCAAACCUUGGAAAUUCUACAUAGGAUGUAGGCUCAUCUUUCUCUGAAGAAAAAUAUUGUUCCAGGAUUUUGAUUGGCUUUGGAUUAAUACAUUAAUUCAACUUGGCAAAACUUUCAACCCGAACAUGCAUUUGGCUAUGUUUAAUGAGGCCUUCUUUCAUUAGCGGUUUUGACAGUGGUCUAUACCCCAGACCCUGGGUAUGUUUUUCUUACUUCACAACACAUACAUACAUAUAUAGACAUAUGUAUUUAUAUCAUGUGUGUAGCUGUUAUUUUUUGUUAUCUGUGUUAUUUUUCAAAUUUAGUUUUAUUCUGUCUACUUGGUCAUUUUUCAUGUGCAGGCCUUAAGUUUUGUCUCUUUGUUGCUGUUUUCUCUGUGUGUGACUUGUGUGUGCAGUGAGCAUGCGGGUGCAUGUGGGGUCUCUUCACCUCAGAGCCACAUUCCAAAAAGUCUCCCCACACCUUUACCCUGGAUGACUUCUAUUUGUGGUCCCCAUCCUCAGGUGUGCGCUAUCACUCCGGGCUUGUCCUUGUCUGGAGCGGGAGGACUCUCUGUAUUCUGUCAAUCAUGUUCUAAAUAAACGCUGAUUGGCCAGGCAGGAAAUAUAGGUGGGAAAACCAGACAGGAAAUAGAAAUGAUGUAAUGAGAACAGAAUUCUGAGAAGGAGGAAGCUGAUUCCUCUCUCUCCUGCCCAGAGCACGGAAGCAACAGGAUGAGAUCUGCCCCCGCUGAAAAAAAGUCUGGCUGCUUCUGGCUGAACAUAUUCGUCCCCACUACCUUCUCAUUAUCAUUAAAUCCACCACCUGCCCCUUCCUAUUGAGACCCCGGGACUAUUGUGGCCUCCAGCUCAAACUAGCCCCUCAUGGAUCCCCGCCCGAAAUGGGAAUCAGCAUUAACUUCCGCGUCUUCUCAAGUGACCAUUGUGCAGUCCCCCCAGAAUGGCACUGCACCUGCUCAUCUCAUAGCCUUAGAACAGCUGAGGAUAGGCCUCCGCAGCCUGACCCCCACCCCUGGCUCCAGCACCCCCGCAUCCUUGCCAGAGGGGAUGCUCCAGCAGCAGUAUGUGGAGCCAAAGAGCUUACUGGAGCAUCGCUGGGGAAGGCUGGGUUUCCCUCAGAAGAAAGCCUUCCUGGGCAAGCUGAGGCGCAGGCACCGAGAUCAUAGGUCACCUUACCCAGUGGAUAGGGACAGCAGAAUCUUCCGCUCAGGCAACAAAACUCAGAAUUGGUUCCGAUGUGAAUGCCUCUACUGCCAGACCCGUGGGCAAAGUAUUUCCGGGGAAAGGGAUGGGAGCACCAAUCCUUCCUCCUGGGAUACUCUAGUGCAGGGACUAGGUGGCCUUACCCUCAACCUGGGAGCUGACAGGCCCGGUCUCCUGCCAGAGGGGGCGCAGCAGCAGCAACAGCACUUUCAGCAGCAGCAGCACUUUCAGCAGCAGCAGCUGCAGCAGCAGCAGCAGCAGCACCUUCAGAUGCAGCAACAGCACCUUCAGCAGCAGCAGCAGCACCUUCAGCAGCAGCAGCAGCAGCAGCCCCCACUGCUGGCCCAUCAGGAGCCAGAGGGGAGGUGCCAGCAGGAAAGCAGGGGCAGGUUCCAGAGGCUGUUCAACGAGUGGUUUGAAGAAAACUGAGGUCUUCGGGGGAUCCAGAGACCUGAAAGGAUUCACACAGAGCUUCACUGCCAGCUUUGCGCUUAGGCUCCUUUGUGGGACAGACAACUCAGCUGUCCUUUGCGGGGACUCCCAACACCUGCACGUUCUGACCAACAUCUUCCAGGCAUGAGAUCUGACCCAUUCCCAGGAAAGACCUCAGCUUUCCGGCGUCUUCUCUGUGGAGUACUGUGCCGCGUCCUAGUGCAAAGGAGACUAGAGACCCCUGGUCCUCACCUCCUCUCCUCUGCUCCCGUGAUGCAUGCUGACACUCCCUGCCUGGAUCUCUGCCUUUCCUCCCUACUUCCUUAUUAGUAGAGUGAGGGUGUCUAUGGCCUUGUGAAUGACCACGUGCUUCUGUGCCAUUCGAUCCAGGGGGAAGAAUCUGCAGCUGUAGAGCGUGAGGGGACUAUGAGAUCGGACCAUGGUGGCUCACCAUUUGACCUUCUGUAUAAAGAAGAUAUGACUGUGACAGUUAGCUGUACGUUCAUGUGGAGCUGUUUCUUAACAGUUGAGGACUAUUCUCCCACACUGGAAUUUCUGAUGGAGUACCUCAUUGUCAAUACCAAAUAAUAACCAUGCUUACGAAAGGACAGUGACUUAGAACUCAGGUUGCUGGUAUUUUGUUUAUUGUCAGACCUGGCUACAACAGGAGGAUCUCAGCACCAUGGAGAUUCGGAAAGCAGGGUGGAGUGGACUUGCUUGGGACUGGAGCGGGACGGUGUAGUGGUUUAAAUGAGACGGACCCCCAUUGGCUCAUCUGCUCAUAUUCUGGGUUCCUGACUGGAAUAUUUGGGG
Messenger RNA from Alexandromys fortis (reed vole), 2475 nucleotides. RefSeq names its product protein FAM156A/FAM156B-like. The transcript has 2 exons. The record is from RefSeq and is a predicted model, not a curated record. Bases 892 to 1659 code for a protein of 255 amino acids. NCBI's taxonomy places the organism in Eukaryota, Metazoa, Chordata, Mammalia, Rodentia, Cricetidae.